UGAUGAUGCAGGAAAGAGGAUAAAAAGAGAGAUCGAUGCGUAUAUCAACACGACAACGACUGCUCAAAUGGGAAGGAGACAGAUGUUGAUUCCGGCACCAGGAACUUUGAAUACGAUCACACCGUGUGCGGCGUGUAAGUUGCUAAGAAGAAGAUGUGCAGAAGAGUGUCCCUUUUCUCCUUAUUUUUCCCCUCAUGAACCUCAUAAGUUUGCUGCUGUUCACAAAAUAUUUGGUGCAAGCAACGUCUCAAAGUUGCUCAUGGAAGUGCCUGAAAGCCAAAGAGCAGAUGCAGCAAAUAGUUUGGUAUAUGAAGCAAAUGUGAGGCUAAGAGAUCCAAUCUAUGGCUGCAUGGGUGCUAUUUCCGCAUUACAACAACAAAUCCAAUCUUUACAAGCUGACCUCAAUGCAGUUCGGUCCGAAAUUUUGAGAUAUAAAUAUAGAGAAGCAGCUGCCAACACUCAUGACCUCAACAUUAUUGCGUCUACUUUGGUUUCUUCCGGCCCCAUCACAGCGGCUCAUCAGCUCUCAACCAUCCCAGCACCGCCUACACCGCCGCCACCACAACCGUCCAUUGUCAUCUCUUCUUCCUCCUCCUCGUCGUCUUCAUCAUCAUCUUCGUCUUCUGUUCAUCUUUACGGGAUCCCUUCUAGCACUUCCGGUUAUAGUACUAGUACUAAUAUUCCUAAUAAUAAUAAUGUAUCAAGUUACUUUGCUUGAUAAUUUUAUA
Messenger RNA from Erigeron canadensis, 728 nucleotides. Its product is annotated as LOB domain-containing protein 13. The transcript has 2 exons. Bases 68 to 718 code for a protein of 216 amino acids. Lineage: Eukaryota; Viridiplantae; Streptophyta; Magnoliopsida; Asterales; Asteraceae. The record is from RefSeq and is a predicted model, not a curated record.